GGCUGUGAUGGGCUUACAUGUGGUUGUGUGUAAGGCUGAAUGUGAACCUUGUUUAUCGUUAUUGUGCUGACAGUUUUGUGUAUUAUGAUAAAUUUUGUAGUUAGAGUCAUAUUAAUAGAUUUUGUGAAAUAUUGUGAUAUGUACAGAGGUCUUGAUAAAAGAAAAAGAUAGUACGAAACGACUAUACUGAAUGGUACUAUUUGAGGUUAUGUUGUAAGGUUAGGGUUUAGUUGGCAUAAUACUUUUUUUGGAAUUAUCAAAUAAAACAUGGCCGAAUCAGAAUCUGAUUACGGCAAUGCGUGUAUUGGUGCUAUUCAUUCUGACGAACCCAGUAUUGUGCCUAUUCCAUUAGCAUCAUCUGAUCCCAACAAAAGAACUGAAGAAAUUUGCAUACAGGAGAGUGAUGUUCAAAUGAUAUUAAGUGCUGAUGUAUCAUUAACGAAGCAAGGUGAAGAAGGUAAUGAGACAAAGAGGGGGGCAGAGCUCCUACAUGGGAAUGAUCAUGAAUAUAAUGACAUGAACUCAGACAUGGAAGUAAAGUGUAAUCAAGGAGAAAUCUUUGUAACAAAUACGCUUAUUGAAAAAGCAGACAGUGUGGUAGACUCCCACACAGUGUCUCAUUUGAAACAUAUUGAUAACAUUUCAAGUGCAGAAGAAGCUCCACAGGAAAUUAUUUCUGCAGCAAGUGAUCUACAAAGUUAUUCUUUACAGGAGUACAAAUUUGAAAAUAGCAGUCAGAUUACUAGGGCUUGGAGAGAAUUUAAUAAGAAGGAAGACAUUUGCAUGAAGGGGUGUAAAUGGUCACCAGAUGGCACAUGUAUCCUGACAAACAGUGAUGACAAUGUGCUACGGGUAUUUGAUCUGCCACCAGAGCUGCACUGUCAGGAGUCUUGGCAAGAAGGCAGGAUAUUGCCUGAGUUGAAGCCAGCCCUGCAAGUUGCAGAGGGUGGACUCAUAUACGAUUAUUGCUGGUACCCACUUAUGUCUUCAUGGAACCCGCUGUCCUGCUGCCUGGUAAGCACUAGUAAGGAUUCUCCCAUCCACCUUUGGGAUGCUUUUACUGGGGAACUGCGCUGUACAUAUCGGGCUUACAACGCUGUAGAUGAAGUUGAAGCAGCACACAGCCUGGCAUUCAGUCCUUCUGGUGAGAAAUUAUACUGUGGCUUUAAAAAUUCCAUAAGAAUAUUCAACACAAAUAAUCCAGGGCGACAGUGUGAAACGAGAAAUUUGAAACAGUCAUCCUUUUCCUCACAGAGGCAGACUGGUAUUAUAUCAUGCAUCUGUGUUAAUCCAGCAAUGCCAGAUAUUUAUGUGGUUGGGAGCUACACCAAGUCCAUUGGUGUGUAUUCGGAACCAAAUGGGUCAGUGCUGUGUCUUCUCCUGGGCCAUAGUGGGGGAAUAACACACCUACAGUUCUCACCAGAUGGCACUAAGCUACUGAGUGGUGGACGCAAGGACUCUGAGGUCAUAUGCUGGGACAUACGGAACCCUGGGACCGUUCUCUUCUCUGUCCAGCGAGAUGUUGCCACCAACCAGCGGAUGUACUUUGACAUCACACCUGAUUCCAGAUAUCUUGUGUCUGGUAACACGAAUGGUUGUGUUAGUGUUUGGGAUAUGUUGCAGAUUUCAAGAGCAACUGCAGAAGAAACAGUUCUUUCUUCGUGCACGUCAUUCACUGCCCACAGUGAUUGUGUGAAUGGCAUAAGCAUACAUCAGCAGUAUCCAAUCCUGGCUACAGCAUCAGGUCAGCGCCACAUGAGACAUUCGGAAUCAGAAUCGGACUCUUCAAUGGAUAGUAGUUAUCAGGAGACAUGUCUGAAGUUGUGGUGGGUUGGUAACAUUGCAUCAGAGUCAUAACAGAAAGGUAUAAACUCACAAAUGAACUUUGAAGAACCAUCUGGAGUUGACCUGCAAGCUGCGUAUGAAUGUCCAGGCUGUGGGAUGGUCAUCUCUGUCCACAAUCAUGGCAUCUAGAAAACUGAAGAGAAAUCACUCUGGAAGCAAAGGUUUCAUACACAAAAUCAAGAACCACAUUAGCUGUGUAUGGUCUGGCUCCAUCUUGCACAAACCACUGUGUACUGAUCAGCAGUCCUAUUAAUAUAAGUUAUAGCAUGAAUUUAUUAUGGAAGAAAGUGAUGUGUAUGUUCUAUGGUCCAGAAUGAAACAUUUUCCUUGUUGACAACUCCAUCCAUAUGGAAAUGAUCCACAUCAAAGAACCAUAUGUUUUGGAGAAUACUUUCUUUUUGCUUCACCCAACUGGGCUCAGUCGCUUUUCUGUACUCCACCUCCUCUCUCUCCAUACCUCAUCGUAUGAGGCUAAAGAGCUUGGAGUCAAAAUAUGUGCAGUUCAGGGAUUUCACAUGUACGAGGCUCGUCCACAAAGUAAGUUUCCCUGGGGCCGUUUACAGAAACAAAACACAAUUUCAUGGAAAUAUUUAUUGCAACAGAUACAGCAAGUGUCCAGCUAUUUUUCAACAUA
Molecule: messenger RNA, 2479 nt
Organism: Zootermopsis nevadensis
Lineage: Eukaryota; Metazoa; Arthropoda; Insecta; Blattodea; Termopsidae
Gene: WDR79
Product: Telomerase Cajal body protein 1 homolog
Biological process (GO): Cajal body organization
Cellular component (GO): Cajal body
Molecular function (GO): RNA binding; protein binding
Source: RefSeq, a predicted model, not a curated record